Messenger RNA from Cuscuta europaea, 1816 nucleotides. Lineage: Eukaryota; Viridiplantae; Streptophyta; Magnoliopsida; Solanales; Convolvulaceae. The record is from the annotation of a GenBank genome assembly.
GGUUUGCAAAGAUCAAAGAGAUCGAGGCCUAAUGUUGGAAACUAACAGGCCGAUGAAUAAAAAAGAAACUAUAAGAACAGAAACCUUAAGCCAACACAAGCAUCUGUUCAAGACUUCAAGCUAUUAGCCAUUUAGCCCUGCGCUUCGUUGAACACCUUUACUGAUCCAAGGAUCUGAAAAAUGGUGAGAGGAUUGCUGCGGAAACUUGCCGGAGGAUCGCUUUCCGUCGCCGGGAAAUGGCAACAGCAACAGCUCCGCCGUCUCAAUAUCCAUGAAUAUCAAGGUGCGGAGUUGAUGGGAAAACAUGGGAUCAAUGUCCCACGGGGUGUGGCCGUUGGUUCCGUAGGAGAAGUCAAGAAGGCAAUUCAAGAAUUAUUUCCCAAUCAAAAUGAGAUUGUUGUGAAGUCUCAAGUCCUUGCCGGUGGAAGGGGCUUGGGAACAUUUAAAAAUGGAUUUCAAGGUGGAGUUCAUAUUGUGAAGGCUAAUGAAGCUGAAAAUAUAGCAGAAAAAAUGCUUGGGCAGAUACUUGUUACUAAACAAACUGGACCCCAGGGGAAAAUUGUCAGCAAGGUUUAUUUAUGUGAAAAGCUGUCAUUGGUGAAUGAGAUGUACUUUUCUAUUAUUCUUGACCGUGCAACAGCAGGUCCACUUAUUAUUGCCUGCAGGAAGGGAGGAACAAGUAUUGAAGACUUGGCAGAAAAGUUCCCUGAUAUGAUUAUAAAGGUACCUAUUGAUAUUUUUAAAGGCAUUACGGAUGAUGAUGCAGCAAAGGUUGUUGAUGGUUUGGCUCCUAAGGUUGCUGACAGAAAGGAUUCCAUGGAACAAGUGAAGAAGUUGUACAAUCUUUUCUGUCAAUGUGACUGCACAUUAUUGGAGAUUAACCCUCUUGCCGAAACAUCGGAUAAAAAGUUAGUAGCUGCUGAUGCAAAAAUGAAUUUUGAUGAUAAUGCUGCUUACCGUCAGAAAGAAUUGUUUGCCCUACGGGAUUCAUCACAAGAGGAUCCCCGCGAGGUUGAAGCUGCAAAAGCUGAUUUGAAUUACAUUGGAUUAGAUGGUGAAAUUGGUUGCAUGGUAAAUGGUGCUGGGUUGGCGAUGGCUACCAUGGACAUUAUUAAACUACAUGGUGGAACUCCAGCCAAUUUUCUUGAUGUUGGUGGGAACGCCAGUGAAGGACAGGUUGUGGAGGCUUUUAAAAUCUUGACCUCAGAUGACAAGGUUAAAGCUAUUAUGGUAAACAUAUUUGGAGGAAUUAUGAAAUGUGAUGUAAUAGCCAGUGGAAUUGUGAAUGCUGCAAAACAGGUUCAAUUGAAAGUGCCAGUGGUUGUUCGUCUCGAAGGAACUAAUGUGGACCAAGGCAAGAGAAUUCUCAAGGAAAGUGGCCUGACACUCAUUACUGCAGAAGAUCUCGACGAUGCAGCUGAGAAAGCAGUUAAAGCAGCUAAAUAAAUCUCAUUGAGUUUUCAUUGAUUCUGUUAGGUGUGUCGAUUAAAUUGUCUAAUGCAUACACAAACAUCGGCAACACUUGAGAAAAAUGGCAGUUUGGGUGUGCCGUACCAUGAAAAUAAGCACAGUUUUUUGUUUUGUUUAAAGAUGAUCCUGCCCAUUUGAUUCGGCUGAGUCCGUACUCUGAGGAAUUACGAAGAUGUACAUUUGUCCUUUUUGUUCCUCAUCAAGGAAUAACAUUUUAGUGAGUUUUAGCUUGUUUGAUUAGUUAAAUCGUGUGAUAAUGAUAAUAACAGUGAAGAGUAGGCAUUAAACUUCAAAGUUACUUUAUUGAUCAAAAGUGAUUGAACCCGUUCCAAUUCCAGAAUUGCAC